AUGAGUGGGCAUGAGAUAAAAAAGGGCAUCUGGAGUCGAUCCCAAAAACAUGGGACACCAGUUCAACAGAGCAUCACUCAGAGCACAUCAGCAGGAGCUUCAACAUCAUCUCAAGCAUGGAAUGGCAAUGGAUGGCCUAUGCCUUUGCCAAAUGAUGCCCUUCCCAUAGAAACUCAUUCCUACCCUGAAGUGUCUGAUGAUGAUUCUACAUCUGUGGAGGAUUGCUCAACUUGCAGUGAGAGCACAUCAUCCAUGGCUUCCUUAUGUUCCACAUGCACAGAUUCUGGCAGCUGCAUGUCUUGCACUGAAGAGGCCAUUUGGGAUGAUCAUGUUGAUGAAAAAGGUAAUCUCUUCUACGUGCAGAAGGUACCUACUAAGGUAUCAAAAAGUACCUGUAGUCAGCAGUCUGAUGAAAAGCUUAGUGAAGAGAAGCAAGUUUGGGUUCACUUGAAGAAGCUCCAACAGAAAUGGACACCAGCAGAUGAAGAUGUACUUGCAGAGAAAGUACUUGGGAUCUCCCUAAUUGAGCAUGAAAGUGGACAUGUUGAAGUUUCUCAGAUUCUGCCUGCGAAGAAAUCCCUUGUAAAGAAAGGGAAGGUUAAAAUUGGUGAUAUUGUAAUGGCCAUCAAUUCCAUCCCUCUGACAAAGAGAAACUUGAACCAUCUUCUUAGAGAUGUAAUGGAAGCUGGACAGAAGAAGGUCAAACUCAGCCUUAUGAGGGUGAAACCUUCACUACAUGCCUUCAAUGGAGGACUACCUGAAAGAGUUGAGCAUGUGGAGCAUCUGACAGAAGAAGUGGUCAAAGCCUUUCAAGACCCAAAGACAGAAGGGAGGAGGCAUUCUUCAUCAGUGAAAACCCUCUUCAUUGCUGGAGAAGGAAACCGAACUCUGUAUUCCCUUCCAAAAGUAAUCCAUGACGGUGAUGUGGACAUUUUGAGCAAGAUAAAAGGAACGUUCCUUACACUUCCUUUUGUUAUGAAAGAUAUCAUGGGGUGUUAUCCUGAUCACAUUUUACUGGAUAUUCCUGGUGAUGGCAAGAGAGAGCUCAUGGAUGUUUUCUUGCAUGUGGAGGGAAGAUCUGUCCUUUGCACAUCCUCAUGUCAUGUCAAUAUCCUCAGAAGAGAGAAACUUCUGGAAUGGAUGAGAUGCCUAUUGGAACUGUUCGUGUGGCACUUCAGCUCUACAACGAAUGCUUUGAGUUCCAAGGAAGGUCAGGGUGUUGCUGACAAUUAUUUGAAAAUGUUAUCCAAUCAGUUGGACCAUUCCAUCCUCAAUGCAAGUCCAUUGUCAUCAUCUGCCCAUUUACCAAGGUUCAUCUUCUCAGACUGUCCUGCAGUCCUUCCAUUGGAAUAUGAUGUCAAGGGCCUCAUGAUCACAAGCCACCUACCUGCAGACUUGACACGACUUGUCCACAUGUAUCUCCACUGGAAUGGUCUGCUGGGCCUGACCACCCAUCACUCUGUUAGUCAGAUGGCCAUCUGGACUUCCCUGCAAAAGCCCAAGUUAUAUCUCCAAGUGGUUGGAUUGGGUCAGUCAUUGCUAGCUGUGAUAUUGGAGAAUCUGGUCUUCACAUAUGAAUGGGAAGAUGGUCGAGGACCUGAGUAUAUCUAUAUCCAUGAGGCUUUAAAGACAUUAAGGGAUAUACAACAGCUUGGGCUCCACCUUAUCUGGAAUUCAAGUCUUGAGAAGGGCCUUUUAGCAUGUAACCAGUCCAAGAAGAAAGGCACUCCCUCCAAGCGAGUCAGUCUCAUCCAAAGGAGAAAAAAGUCCAAAGAAUCAGUUUACUUGUUUAAUGCAAAUGUCCUGUAUCUUCUCACCCAAGAUGUAGAUCCAGAGAAGGAAGAGAGACGGAGCUUGGUAUCAGCUGUCUCAGCACCAUCUCUUGACUAUCCCCUUUCCUUAAGCUCCAGGGCUCAUCCUCCCUCACACCAUCACAGCACUUCCUCAAUUGAACGGAUGUGGAAGGCUACAUUAAGAGAGGAGGGACGUGUCACUGGACGCAGGGAAGAGCGGCUUCAUCGCCUGCAGCUCUCCAACUAUAGAGGAUCCUCUAGCUCUUCUUUAUUUGGGAUUGGUGAGAAAUUUGUGAAGAGCCCAAGUCAUCAUCCCCCACCAGUCAGAUUGUGCAGAGGAAGUGAUUCUUCAUUCCCAAACCUGAUCCAUUUUGUGCACUCCCAAGGACAGCAAGGAUAUGUCAUCACACCCAUCCAACUGUCUCCUGAUGGUGAAGAUGAAUCUUUAAUCUUCCAGCAGUUCUUUUUGCUCAGUUCAUGCAUCCGUCUGCAGCUAGUCAAAGCUCAGUCAAAGAAUGUAGAAAUUGGAGCUUUGUUCAACAUCCCCGGGAAGAAACCAUCCCAGACAUCUAGUUACUGGGUCAUUGGCCGCAAAGGAAGUGACUCAAGAGAGACCUACAUCUGCUAUCAUGAUUCCGUCCCACAAGAUGUGAUUGAAUUUGUCUUCAACUUGGAAUCUCAUGUGUGAUUUCAUCCAUUGCCUCCAAUCAACUCACUCAUUGUUCCUUCCAGAAUGUAUUGCUGGUCUGUGAUAGUGUGUUCUGUUUCUGCUCAAGGAUUUUUGUCUUUCAUGUGGCAUUUCUCAUUUUUCCUUUUCCCAGUAUUUUCACAACCUCUUGGGUUGUUGUUU
Darwinula stevensoni is the source of this 2643-nucleotide messenger RNA. The record is from the annotation of a GenBank genome assembly. NCBI's taxonomy places the organism in Eukaryota, Metazoa, Arthropoda, Ostracoda, Podocopida, Darwinulidae.